This is a messenger RNA of Diorhabda sublineata, 4229 nucleotides long. Its product is annotated as myotubularin-related protein 10-B. Lineage: Eukaryota; Metazoa; Arthropoda; Insecta; Coleoptera; Chrysomelidae. The record is from RefSeq and is a predicted model, not a curated record. The coding region runs from base 163 to 2061 and encodes 632 amino acids. The transcript is spliced from 8 exons.
UCCUUAAUGUCAAAAAUCUAACCUAAAAUGAAAAAAUUGUGAAUUACCAAUUUGUUAUUUUUAGGUAAUGAACGUUGGUUACAUAUUUUGAAAUAUGGAAUAAAUCACUGUUUUACAUGAAUCCAAUUUAUCAAGUUACUAGUUAAAUAGUGAAUUAUUAAAAUGAACGAUGUCAAGGAAAAUUCGAAUUUUAAAAGUUAUAUUGGAGAAUCAGAACUUGAGUCUAUCACUUUAGACGACGUGCAACGAAUAAAACUUUUAGAUGGUGAAACAAUUGUACAAGAAGAAUCAAAAGUAAUCCUGUAUCAACCAUUAAGUGAUAAACAAAAGUAUGGAAUGGGAAAUUUAGCAGUUACCAAUUUCAGAUUAUCAUUCAUGACUGCCGAUGAACUGGAACCUUCAAAUUGUUAUCAGCAAAAUUUGUUACUAGGUAUAAACGAAAUUUGUUUGUCUUCCAUUGACGUUGUUUAUCAAAUCGGCGAUAGAUCCAAAAAGAAAUUAUUACCAGGACAAAAUGUCACUGGAAAAAUCAAAGAUAUACUGAUCAUUUGUAAAAAUAUGAAAAGUUUUGAGUUUAGUUUCAAACAUAGUUCUAAGGACGGUGGCAAGAAGAUAGUCAAUGCUUUGUUACAUCAUGCGUAUCCUAAAAGACAUUCUUUAUUAUUCGCUUAUGAUUAUAAGGACCCUUACGUGAAUAAUACUUUAAAUAGGGAAGCCAGAUUUUUUGAUAAGAAGCCUGACUGGGAAAAAGAACUUAAAAGAACGAAAUGUCAAAAUUGGAGGAUAUCACUAGUAAAUUUCAAUUACCAGGUGUCCCCGUUGUUAAUAGAAACUAUAAUUAUUCCACAAUCUGUUACCGAUAAUAUACUAAAGGAGGCUGUUGAAAAAUUCAGGAACAGAUUUUGUCCUAUAUGGGUAUGGGGAACAAGUAAAGGAGCUGCACUAGUCAGAAUGGCGGAUCUUUUGCCAACAAUUACAGAUCGUACAGAAGAGAAUAAGCUCUUAGAACACAUUCGUAAAAGUCAUCCGGACAAAAAACCACCACAUAUAAUCGAUCUCUCCUCACCCACCCCCAAAGAUAUUCAAAGUAGUUAUAUAAAACUUAGAGACCUGUGUACACCGGAUAAUACGAGAGUGUUCAAAAAUCAAGAUUUUAAAUUUUAUGGUUUAUUGGAUAGUACAAAAUGGCUGUUAUAUGUAUCCAUUUGUUUAGCUAAAGCGCAGGAGGCAGCCGAGCAUCUAAAUAUAAACGAACUGACUGUUGUUCUACAAGAAGGAAACGGUCAAGAUCUCAACUGCGUGGUUUCUAGUCUUACUCAGCUGCUGUUAGACCCGUAUUUUCGAACGAAAUUCGGUUUCCAAUCGCUAAUUCAAAAAGAAUGGAUCGCUCUAGGCCAUCCGUUCGCCAAUAGACUCGGUCACAUUUUAUGUAAAGAUAUUGAACCAUCGCCUAUAUUUUUGUUAUUUCUCGAUUGCGUUUGGCAGUUAUUACAACAGUUUCCUAAUGCUUUCCAAAUAAGUGAAACAUAUUUAACCACCCUCUGGGAUUCUGCUCACGUGUCAGUGUUUGAUACAUUUUUGUUUAACAGCCAUCAUGAUAGAUUCAUAGCGGAGAACGGAUCAAUGAUAUUACGGAGCGUUUGGGAUUGGAGGGAACAAUUUACAGAAAAAGACAUCGGUCUUUUUUGUAAUCCAUUAUUUGACGACAGCAUUUGUGAACAACUUACCCCUAAAACUGGUGUAUCGGCCUUAGAUGUUUGGCUGCAAUGCUACUUUAGAUGGUUACCAGAUUUAGAAAUUCGCAACGGUGGUAAACCGCAAGUGGAUUUAUUCUGUCGAUAUCUAGUCUCAGAAAUAUUACAAACACAACAAAAUAUGGGUGAAAUGAACGGCAAGCUAAAUAAAAAUAAGGAUCAAUAUUUAGAGUUGAUAAGAAAAGUGAAUAGCUUCUUUCCUUUUAGCCAUAAUUCUAGUUCGGUGUCUGGUGAAAUUACCAACAGUGUGUUAUUGACCGGAGACGUUCUAGAUACACAAUCUAUACUCAAUUUUAAUAACGAUUGAAGUGCCUGAUAGCUUUUUAGUAUAAUCACUGCACCAGUGUAAAGAAAAAAUGCGAAUAGUGUCAUUAUUCUUUUAUGUCAAAUAAUUCUAUAUAAAUCUUACCUCAAAUAAUCUAAUUACAUUCACAUAUUUCAAUUUAUUUUAUAAUUUGUGCAGUUUUUUGAAAAUUAUCUUGAUAAAUUGAAAACUAAUACAUUUUUUGCUACAAAUCUUGUAAAUCAUAUCCCGCAGCUUGUGUGAGGACAUUUUCUUGAAAAUAUUUCCGAAAGAAUUAGUAAAAUGGCAAAAUGUACAUACCAUGAGCAUUUUAUUUUACUUUUGAUAAGGAAUCAUAAGUAUAACAAACAAUAAGGUCUUCCUAGAUAUUAAUUCUAUAAAAACGGCCAUAACAUCAUGUAAAUAAAUUAUAAAAAACAAUAUCAAGAAAUUCCCACCGUAUAUUGCGAAAAUGUCCGCAUCCGCCAAACUUUUGAUUCUAUUAGCCUAAUAGAACAGGACCGGCCUCACGAUCUACGUCAGUAGACGAGUUUGUAACAUUACUUAUAUACAUCCAGCAGAUUUAUGCUUAUUUUACUAAAUCAGUUUUAUUUAGUUCAAAAAUAUUUUAGUUUUAACUGAAACAUUCAAUAUUUAGAAAAUAGUUGAAAUAUAAACUUUCUUUUCGAAACUAAUACUUGGAUUUUUUAAAAUAAAUAAAAUAUCCUAUUGGACUAUUAAAAUGUGAUAGUGAAAAUCAUUGGGGCUUAAAAAUUUUAGAUUUAGACCACUAGUGCUGCUAGUUAUUAAAAUUGUGGUACGAAACUUUUGAUUCUGACAAAAUUUGUAGUAAAUGUUGAAAUUUUCACAUAUUUAAAUCGAAUUUGCCUAUUUUCACUAAAACAUACAUUAUACUGUUUAGUUUUUCGAUAUCCCGGCUCGAAGGACCAGACAGUGUUCCAUAAAUAAUGCUAUGCGCUGGUGCAGUAAAAAGACAUAGUUCCCUGCAAAUUUUUCAUUCCUUAACUAUUUACUGCAGAUAUAUUUGAGAUUAACUGAAAUUUUGCAAUAUUUUUUGUGUAUCUAAAACUAAUUCAGUUUAUGUAUAUCACAAAAUAACCAUGAAUAUCCUGUUUUUAUUCAAACAACUUCUUAUGAAUCAUAUAAUGUUUCAAAAGGAAUUUUCUUCCUAUAAUUAGUCUUCUGGGUAAAUUAAUAUUUUGUUUGGGGUAAAAAAUAGUGUCACUACAUAUCAAUGUUGAUGUUUGAAAUACCACUACACCUACCAGCGACUUGUGUUAAGCUCAAAGGACUAAUUUAAUUGUGAGUGUUGAUGAAGUGAUGGUAAAUAAAAUUUAUAGUAUGAGUAUCACAAAUUGUUCUAUAAAAUUCCCACUUGAGCAAUGUUUGAGCUACAAAAAUAAAACUUUUCUUCCAUAGUAUUGUCUGCAAAUCAAAUUGAUUCUAUGAAAAUGUGUUUUACAAAAUGGAAAAAGGUAAUCACUAUUUUUUCACUAAAAUUAGUUUUUUUUUGGUGAAAUAUUUCGUUUUAUACUGUGACUCAGUAGAUAUUCUGUCAUUUCACUUAGGCGCUUCAAGUUUUUGGGUGAAAAUAUCAAUUGGCCUGCAAGACAACAUUUUUGAUUUCCAAAUUUUAAACCAAUGCAGAUAAUUAAAUCCAAAGUUUCCUAAGUAAAUGUCAUUUAGAUACUUAUCUUACCACGUAGAACUACAGCCCUAUGUGGGCAUUAGCCUAUAGAAUUGUGUCCGGUGACUUGGUGCAUCAUCAUACAAUUUGGAGAUCAUUAGGGAGUCUUUUAAACAUUUUAAAAAUUACAUGUCCAAACCAUUAGAUUUGUAACGAAUAAUGCCACUUUCUUUCGAAUUUCAUUUGAACAAUUUAUAAGUUAUUGUGAUAUGCAUAAACAUUUUUUUUAUUUAAUAUACUUUAAGGUAUAAAACAGUAUUCAGCAGAUCAUCGAUAUUACAUAUAAUCCCAUUUGUAUUUUGUAUAAUUAAACGUUCAAUUAUUUUGUUACAAUAACUACCUGAAGUAUUUUUGAAAUGGUGUUAUUUUUAUUUAAGUGUAUAACUUUAAUGUACAACUUAUCUAUAAUUCAGUGAUAAUUUUGUUUUUAAAACCAAAAAUGUUUAUUUAUGUUUUAUUUAUAAAAAUAAACGAUUUUCAUUUA